AUGCACUCCGCACAAGCUCUCUCCUUUUUCGCCCUCCUCAUCGGGAGCGGUCUUGCCAACCCGGUCCCGCCCCCGGCAGCCUCUUCCUCGUCAAGACUUGUUGUGCUCGCAGCUGCGGCACCGGCAGCGGCAGCGGCGGCACCGGCAGUGGCGGCAGCGGCAGCGGCGACACCAGCAGCGGCGUCACCAGCAGCGGCGACACCGGCAGUGGCGGCACCGGCAGUGGCGGCACCGGCAGCGGCGACAGCAGCAGCGGCGACACCAGCAGCGGCGACACCCGCAGCCGCAGCCCCAGCCGCAGAGGUGGCCGCAGGGGCAACAAACGGCACCAUCGCCAUCCCGCAGGGCUUCUCCAAGAUAGUUUUCGAGGACAACUUUGCCAAGUCAACGGCGGCAACGGUCGACCAGGCAAAGUGGCUCGUCGACCUCGGCACCCAAUACCCCGGCGGCGCGGCCAACUGGGGAACGCAGGAGAUCCAGACAUACACCAACGACCCGGCCAACCUGGCCGUCAAGAACGGCGUGCUCAAGAUCACGCCGAUCCGCAAGGGCGACGCCUGGACGUCGGCACGCAUUGAGACCAAGGCCGGCAGCGACGUCCAGUGCCCCGUCGGCGGCAAGCUUCGCAUCGAGGCGAGCCUCAAGAUCCCCGCCACCGACGCGGCCACGCAGCUCGGCAUCUGGCCCGCCUUCUGGAUGCUGGGCCAGGGCUUCCGCACCGACCGCAACUCGUGGCCCAAGGUCGGCGAGAUCGACAUCCUCGAGGUCUCCAACGGCGUCGGCACCGUCUUCCACACGGCGCACUGCGGCAUCAUCAACGGCGGGCCCUGCAACGAGAAGACGGGCCUGGGCGGCAGCGGCCAGUUCCCGCGCGGCAAGUUCGUCAAGGUCGCCGUCACCAUCGACCGCAGCAACAAGGGCGACUUCAAGCAGGAGAAGCUCGAGUGGUCCGUCGACGGCAAGGUCACUCACACCCUGACCGGCGCCGAGGUCAAGGACGCCGACGCCUGGGAGAACCUCGCCCGCACCCCAAAGAUGAUCCUGCUCAACAUCGCCAUCGGUGGCGAGUUCCCGGAUGCAAAGGCCAAGAUAAAGACCCCUACUGCUCAGACGGUCGGCGGCGACCCCAGUUCCAUGGAGGUUCAGUACGUUGCUGCCUUUAGCACUUGA
Pyricularia pennisetigena is the source of this 1170-nucleotide messenger RNA. RefSeq lists its product as uncharacterized. The coding region runs from base 1 to 1170 and encodes 389 amino acids. The transcript has a single exon. The record is from RefSeq and is a predicted model, not a curated record. NCBI's taxonomy places the organism in Eukaryota, Fungi, Ascomycota, Sordariomycetes, Magnaporthales, Pyriculariaceae. Gene Ontology annotation, biological process: carbohydrate metabolic process. Gene Ontology annotation, molecular function: hydrolase activity, hydrolyzing O-glycosyl compounds.